Molecule: messenger RNA, 2628 nt
Organism: Somion occarium
Lineage: Eukaryota; Fungi; Basidiomycota; Agaricomycetes; Polyporales; Cerrenaceae
Source: the annotation of a GenBank genome assembly
AUCUUGACUCUCAACGCCAACCACCAUCUCUGCGUUUUCGCUAUCUGGGUUCCCUCAGCUUCUGUAUUGCCUGAGUUGAGCUUUCAACUGUAAAAGACUAGAAUUGUCGACAUUCUUGCGUAUCGUGCAAAACAUCUUCGUCGCCAGAACACGUCAAUCACUGAGCGGUUACCUCAACUGAAAAAGCACUUGGAAGCGUCCACGUAAACAUGAAUCGUCACCAUCCCUAUGGCGGGGGAUACGAUCACAGUCGCAGAGGUGGCCCCGGGCAAGGGGGCUUUGGUCCUGACAGAUCACAUCGCUUCUCAGAUAGGGGAGGCCCUUCUCGGGGGAGAGGUGGCUAUCGUGGUGGUCGCGGGGGUACACCCAGCUAUGGAGGCUACGACGGAAGCUUAGCAUAUGAUCAAGGCCCGCCCCAGGGCGACAUGGGAGGUUACACUAGCUACGACUCAGGCGCACAAGACACCUACUAUCAAAAUGGCAGUUACAAUGCUGGAAUGCCUGGUCAGUAUGGCUCUACAACAGACGCCUCUGGUGCAUAUGAUCAGAAUUACGGGAGUUAUGAAGACGGCUCAAGCCAAGGUUACGGUCAAGGUGGAUAUGGACAGCGUGGUGGUUUCAAACGUGGCGGCGCUCCAAGACGUGAGAGGGAUGAUAAAGUCCACGAUUCUAUCAUUGAGGAGAGAAUACAACGCGAACGCCCAUGUCGUACCCUGUUCAUUCGCAACAUUAAGUAUGAAACAGAUAGUAGUGAUGUACGUCGCCUUUUCGAAGAACAUGGCGAAAUCAAGACCUUCUUCGACCUGAUCGCAAACCGGGGAAUGGUUUUCGUUACUUACUAUGAUCUUCGAGCAGCUGAAAGAGCAAGGGAAAGACUGCAGGGUUCAGAGAUCAGCGGCCGACCGAUCGAUGUCCAUUAUUCUCUCCCUCGAGAUGAUCGCAAUGGAGGCGACAAGGAGAGAAGUCAGCAGCUGCAAGGUACAUUAUUGGUUACUCUGAAGAACUCCACAUCCAAUCAACCUAUCGACGACAAUGAGGUUCGACGCAAAUUCCAACAAUUCGGUGAUGUGAAAUCUGUCAGGCCCUCAGGAGAUCGGACUGAGUAUGUUAUUUUUAUGACCACUUCAUUGGAUGUCGCCCAACGUUAUUUACUUCACAGCCAACGGUUUGUCGAGUUCUUUGAUACCAGAGCGGCCGAUGAGGCGUACGACAGACUACGCCACCAAGGCCUUCAGGAUGGCGUGAUGGAGAUUGUUCUCGCUGCCGAACCUGAGGGCCCUCGUGGAGGAGCAGGUUCACCUCGUCGCGACGAUCGGGGUGCAUACGGCGGUCGUGACUGGGAUUACAAACCUCGUGGUGGUCGAGGAGGUCGCGGUCGCGGCCGUGGAUGGGGUGGCGAUAGCUGGGGGGACCGUCGAGAUUUCCCUCGCGAUAGUCAUCGAGGUGGACGAGAAUAUGACGACUUCGGACGUGACGCCCGUGGAUACGAUACUCGCUUUGAUGGACGUGCCGGUGCACCAGGGCCUUAUCCUGCACCUCCAGCUGGUCCAGUCGGCGGUCCCGCUCCCUAUGGAGGUGCGCCGCCACCUCCAGGCUCAUAUCCUCCACCGCCAGCCGCUGUUCCCCCUCCUGAUGAACGACUGGAGCAAGCAAAACAAGUACAACAGCUCCUGGCCGCAUUGAAGCAACCGCAGGCUGGUGGAGUGCUUCCCACUCAGCCUGCUGCGCCCCCGCCAGCGGUCCCUUCUAUGCCGCCGCAAUCAGCUCAGGGCGCAUACUACCCUCCUCAUAUGCAGCCGUCAUAUCCGGCUCCGCCCUCAGCACCUUCUGCCAUGCCUCCAUAUCCGCCACAGCCAAUGCAGCAGUCUUCAAGUUCUGGUUCACAGCCUGGAGGUCCCGCUCCGGGGACACCUUCGUUGGCUGGCUUACCACCCAACAUUCUAGCUAUGCUGCAACAAACAGCGCAGUCACAGUCGCAGCAGUCAACGCCGCCUCCAACAACCCAAGCACCUCCGUAUAACAUGCCUCCACCUCAUGUGCCAGGUGUUGCUUCUAUGCCACCAAGCAGUCAAAGCUAUCAGCAAUUGAUGGCAUACUUGUCCCAGAAACGUCCUCAAUAGCUUGCCAAGCAUCUUACUCCGUUGUGUUUUCGUGUCUCAUUCUCUUGCAUGAACCCCACUUGACAUCAUGCAAUAUGACGGCUUUUUACUACGCUUUUCUCUUCAUGUCUGUGGUAAAGUAUUGUUCAUAAUAUUAUUGAAAUUUUAUGAUGCUAUAGUUUCAUUGCUGAAAGUCGCGCUUGGGAAGACUACCUUGGUCCUGAAUCAUAAACCUAGUAAAGCUGCCGGCAAACGCCAUUAAGCCUAUCCGCAGGAUACUGGUGCUUGUUCUUGGAUCACAGACUCAUGAUCUGCAAAGAGCUGUUAAUGAAUUGCCUAGUCAUAGGGCUUAGAUAGAGAAUAGUGUUGAAGGUUGAACGUCUGUACUAGGUGAAGAAAUGCAUGUCAAUGACUAGAAGUCGUCCUACGAACAUUCCACAAGGGAAAGUGCCCUAUUUGGUUGGGCAUGUUUGAUAGUUCCAUGUAACUACAUUUUGAUCGUACAAAAGAGCUCUGGAGUGUUCAUUGU